Molecule: messenger RNA, 7999 nt
Organism: Pipra filicauda (Wire-tailed manakin)
Lineage: Eukaryota; Metazoa; Chordata; Aves; Passeriformes; Pipridae
Gene: SREK1
Product: splicing regulatory glutamic acid and lysine rich protein 1
Exons: 12
Coding region: 274-2313 (679 amino acids)
Cellular component (GO): nucleoplasm
Molecular function (GO): RNA binding
Source: RefSeq, a predicted model, not a curated record
CCGCCCUGCCCACCGUGGCCCAGCCGGCUCCGUGGGAAGCGGCUCCUCGGGAAAAGCGGCUCCUCGGGAAGCAAGGGCUCUUCCCGCCCUGUGCGAGCCGGAGGCCCCGCCGGCAGGGGCCGCCCUCCGCCCGGGGCGCUCCUCCGGAGGCAGCCGAGUGUGCCUCUAGAGGGCCCGCCCGCACGCGGGGCCGCUCCGGCCGACGGCGCGCGCCCCUCUCGGUGGGCGGGUCCCGCCCCCGGGUGCGCGCGGAGCGGCCAGGGAAGCGCCGCCAUGAUGAACAGCGGCGGGAUCGGGGUCCCGCUGGGCUUCCCCCUGGGCCCCACGUCCGUUAUCCAAGUCACCAACCUCUCCUCGGCCGUGACCAGCGAGCAGAUGCGGACGCUCUUCGGCUUCCUGGGAGAUAUAGAGGAGCUGCGCCUCUAUCCCCCGGACAACGCACCUCUUGCUUUUUCCUCCAAAGUAUGUUAUAUUAAGUUUCGUGAAGCAUCAAGUGUUGGUGUGGCCCAGCAUCUAACUAACACGGUUUUUAUUGACAGAGCUUUGAUAGUUGUUCCCUGCGCAGAAGGUAAAAUCCCAGAUGAAGCGAAAGCCCUCUCUCUAUUGGCGCCUGCUCCUACUAUGACAAGUCUGAUGCCUGGUGCAGGGUUGCUUCCCAUACCCACACCAACCCCUUUGACUACACUUGGUGUUUCACUUGGCACUUUAGGGGCUAUACCAGCAGCAGCAUUGGACCCUAACAUUACAGCACUGGGAGAAAUACCACAACCACCAAUUAUGGGAAAUGUGGAUCCAUCCAAAAUUGAUGAAAUCAGGAGAACAGUCUAUGUUGGAAACUUAAAUUCCCAGACUACAACAGCAGAUCAGCUGCUUGAAUUCUUCAAGCAAGUUGGAGAAGUCAAAUUUGUGCGAAUGGCAGGUGAUGAGACUCAGCCAACACGAUUUGCUUUUGUGGAAUUUGCUGACCAAAAUUCUGUACCUCGAGCUCUUGCCUUUAAUGGAGUUAUGUUUGGAGACAGGCCACUGAAAAUAAAUCACUCCAAUAAUGCAAUAGUGAAGCCUCCUGAAAUGACACCACAGGCUGCUGCUAAGGAGCUGGAAGAAGUGAUGAAGAGAGUAAGGGAAGCCCAGUCUUUCAUAUCUGCUGCUAUUGAACCAGAGUCUGGAAAGAGCAGUGAAAGAAAAGGCGGUCGAUCUCGUUCCCAUUCUCGUUCAGAAUCCAGGUCUAGCUCAAAAUCCCGAUCUAGAAGGAAAAGAUCACACUCAAAACACAGAAGUAGAUCAGGCAACAGAUCUCUCUCAAGACACAAGGACAGACGCAGAUCCAGAAGUCCCCUGAAAAAACGGUCUAGAUCUUCAGAAAGGCGGAAAUCAAGAAGUCGCUCUCGUUCUCGGGACAAGAAAAGAGACAAAGAAAAGAUCAAGGAAAAGGAAAAGGUCAAAGAAAAAGAGAGAGACCGAGACAAGGAGAAGGAUAGGGACCGAGAAAAAGACAGGGAAAGAGAGCGAGAUAAAGAGAGAAACAGAGAGAAGGACAAGGAGAGAGAUAAGGAGCGAAGCAAAGAUAGAGAGAGAGCCCGAGAGAAAGAUAGGGACAGGGAAAAGGAUAAGGACAAAGACAGACAGAGGGACAAGGAUAGGGAAAAGGAAAAAGAUAAAGAGAAGGAAAAAGACAAGGAAGAGGUAGACCAGAACAAAGAAAAAGAAGAUAUUGAGAAAGAAGGAGAGAAGGACAGAGAAAAGAUUAAGGACAAAGAAGGAGAUAAGGACAAAGAGAAGGACAGGGACAAAGAAAAGGAAAAAGAUGGGGAUAAGGAGAAAGAGCGAGAAAGAGAAAAGGAGAGAGAUGAUAAAAAGAAGAAAGAUAAGAGAUCCAGAACACCCCCAAGAAGCUAUAGCUCUUCAAGAAGAUCUCGUAGCUCCAGCAGAGAAAGGCGUAAAAGGAAGAGUAGAAGUCCUUCCAAGUCUCCUAAAACAUCGAAAACAGCAAAAAGAAAGUCUUCACGAACUCCUUCCCCCAGAAGAAACAAGAAAGAAAAAAAAAGAGAAAGAGAUACAAAUAAUGAAAGAAGAGAAAGAGAACGCUCCACCUCCAAGAAAAAAAGUAGUAAAGAAAAAGAGGGAAAGGAGAAAUCUGACAAAAGCACCACUACUUUGAAGGAGAAAGAUAACAAUAAAGAGGAUCAGAAUUCAGAAACUGACAAGGAAGUAGACAAUAGAGAUGCACAAAGAACAGAUGAAGUCAAACUACAACAGAAUGGGAACUGUCAACCAAAUGAAGAAAGCCUGUCAAUUAAAAUGGAAGAGGUUUAAAGCAAAGAAUGGACUUGUGAUUCAACUAAGGAAUGAAAUCCAAAGCAUCUUAUUUCCCAGAAUGAGGAAGAAAAUGUCAAAGCAAUCAACCUGACCGUAUUGAUAGUACUAGUAGUUCCUACAAUUCUUGUGAUAGCUUUGUUGUCUUCUUGCUGUAAAGCAAGAGAACACGGACCAGUCGUUAUACCAUGAAAAGGCAGAUGCCAUCAGAACUAUUCAUCUCUGAAAAUCCAUGCAUUUCCAUGAUGGCUGUACUUGUAAAAUUAUGUAUGUUACGUUUUGCUAUAAGCUGUUACAAAUAAGUAGAAACUGAAAGAUGUAAACCUGUACUUCCCCAAAAAAGCUGAAGGUAUGCAUUGAAGGUUGUUUAAAAUACUGCUUGUUGAUGACUUGUGUUGUUUUGCCCUGUGGGUUAAAAAAUCCCGAUGUGUAAUGUUUGAUGUGCUUGAAAAUGGUGCAUAAAUGUACACACCUUCUUUCCUUGUAAAUGACAACUGUAGGGAAAGGGGUUUUAAACAUAAACACAAUUUUACCUUAUGUUAAAUACCCGAGAAUUAGUAUAUUUUUAAUUUGCUCACUGCUUGAGAUUCUUCGGGUUUAUUAUUUAAAAGAAUUUUUUACUAAUAUCCCUAAAAUUAAUAUUUCUUUUAAAGUAUUUGAACAAUGCAUGCUCUUUUUCUUUUCCUGUAAGGAACAUUGCCAUGUUAUAGAUAUUUGGUUAGCUUACUGGGUUAUUUUAGGAUUGGUUUGUUUUGUUGUUUUCUUUGUCCUUACAGAAGUGAGCACAUCAGUAUGGUAUUAUCAGAACUUACAGCUUUGUUUUGAGAUGUACUGCAGUGUGUCUGUUAAGCUGCAAAUAGUACAGGUGCCAUUAAGGAAAUCAUUUUUUUUCUUUGGUUAAAAAAUAUGGGAGCACAAGCAGAAGCUUUAGUGCCUUCUUAAAAUGUGAUAUUUUCUAGAAAUGUAUGUGUGCUGUUACACAUUUUCAGCUAAAUCUUAUAUGAUCUCUCUUGCUAUUUUGCCACCACCAUACUGUGGACAAGGAUGCAAGUGAUUUGUCAGAACGGUUGUUUGGUUCAUUUGUUAAAAUACUGAAGCUCCAUUUUACUUUUAUUUUUUACUCUUAAAGGAGAUUUAUAAAUGAGAGCAAAGAUGCAGUGUGGGGACCACCACUGUACAAAAGUAGUAGCUCAGCAUAAAACAUGUUCUGAUCACCUGCAUCAAGAAAGCCCUUAAGACAUUUAAUCUACAUUUGGAUGGCCUUAAUAGUUACCUCUUGAUCAUCUUCUCUGAUACCUGUAGGGUGAUGUAGAAGGAAUUGUUUGCAAAGCAGUGGGGGAUAAAUAAUUUGUGCAAGAAAGUUUAAUUUACACAGGGCUUACAUAGUAGAGGUUUUUUUCAUUUUUUGGGAAGAAAGCAUGUAAGAAGAGAAUGACGAAAUAUUUUUGUCAAGGUAAAACAUGGCUUGUGUUCUCUGAACUAAUUUAAUUGGUUACAUGAGAUUUCCGAAAAGUCAUACUUCUAAGACAUAAUUAUAGCUAAAGUGGAGUAGAUUAUUUUUACUACAACUUAAUGCAAUGGAAUUAAUUGCCUUACCUCAUGGGAAGUGUUAUUUCUUUCAGUUGAAAUAAAAAAAUAAUAGUGUAUUGGCUAUUUGCUUUCUAUUUGUUAUACUUUUCUUUUGCAUAGUUAAUUCUUUCAGUGGGGGGAGGAGACCAUGUUACAGGGAACAAAAAAUUUCCCCAAUUCCCAAGGUAAUCAAAUCAAUUUGAUUGUGAAGCUGCUUAAUCACUCUUCAUUUUUUAUAAGAUUUAGUGUUCCUACCACUACACAUUUAAGAGUACAGAAAAUGCUUUACCAUGUAAAGUAUAGACAGCCAUAAUUCUGAUAAAGAAUAACAAAUCUGUGUGCUUACAGGAAGACUGUGAAGGAUUGUGUCUUGCAACAACAGCUGUGUUGUUUAUGAUGUCUAAGUAGCAUAGAGCAAAGAGAUUGUUUCUAUACUUGUUAUCUUUGGUACCAUUUCACUAAUAAAAUUGAGUAUUUUAGAGGGAAAUUUCUGCUGAUACAUACUUAUUAAAGGAAUAUUUUUAGACCACAUGGUCUUACUCAGACAGCUUCUUUGAUUCAGAAUGUAGGUAUUAGUGAAAACAUACAUGUAUUUUUUUAUGGUAUCUUUGAAAAGCGAAGUUUCUCCUUUGGGAAGAAUUAGAAUUUUUGAAGUGUAUCAUGUUUUAGCUGAUAUUAGUUUGUUAUCUUUAGUUUUCUUAUUCUGAAAUUGGAUAGCCCUAUGCUAUAUCGGUUAUAGAAUAUGUAAAGGAUUGUGUACACUUAGCUGAGAAACAUGCCUUUGGAAAUUGAUAGUUAAAGGUGGCAGCCUUAACUUACUAGCUAACUUAGCACAUAUGUGAGGCUAUAUGCAGCACAUUGUUAUGUUGUAUGUGAAUUAUGGCUCCUUACAAAGUUUUUGUUUGUUUGUUUUUUAAAAAAGGAAAGAAACAAACAACCAAAGCAGCCAGCCACCAAACACACACAUUUCCUCCCCACCUCAAGUCAUAUUUUCUUCCGAAUACUUUGUUUUUUGGUUUUACUUUGUAAAUACUGUGCGCAUCUGUGAGGAAGUUAAGUUUUGCCUAUUUGUAUAGGAUGUUUUAUGGUUCCUCUCUUCCUAAAAAGCUACUACUACAGAACUAUUACUCCAUAAAAUGUGUAUCUCAGCAGGGGGUAGUUAAUUUUUAAACUGGUAGUGUAGCACAGUAAUUAAGUUCCAGCUUGCUCCUACAGGAUUGUGCACAUUAUCCAUUGAAUGUGUCCAUCUUCCAUGGGAAGUCCAUUGCCUCAUUAUUAACAAGCUUGCAUGCUGAGCUGCCGUGUCGGAUCACCUGGGUUUCUGCUUUAUAAAUGGGAUUACAUCGAGUGGAGGUUUUCAAAACAGUGUAGUUCAUAGUAGCUCUGUUGCUUUACAUGUAAUUUCAUCUGACUCAACCUUUACUUGAAAUUUUAAUUGCUCAGAAAAGUGAUGAUGCGGUGCCAUUUUGCAAAGACCGUGUAAAGCACAUAUGCAUAAGCUUCCAUUAGUGCCCACAGUUACUUCCCAACAGUGUUUCUAGAUAACAGACAUGGCUUUUGGAUGAAGAAGAUAGCAGAAGAAAACUGCUGGUGGAUGAAACAGGAUUUCAAGCUCAAGAUAGAGGUGGCUGUGGCUUAGAUAAAUUCAUCAGUCAAUGGAUUUACACAGAUGUGAGGGAUGGAAUUUUGUUUGCAAACACUGAUAGUAUGGUAUGUUAAGAAUGCUGGUUUUUUAGUAUUUCAGAACUAGAAGUAGGGAUAAAAGCACUGGGUUAGAAACUAGAAAUAUCUGAAGAAUACCUGGGAAAUUGAUGAGAUGUGAGUUCUGCCUACUCAUUAAUCACCUGCUAAUUUUUUUUGAUGGCACAUCAAAAUAGAUACAUCUGAACUGACCUUAUAUUAGCUGGCUGACAGCAGCAACCUAUGCACAGCUUGGAUUCUGAAAUGAGCUGUGGACACUUGGAUAUUUUACUCUGCUGCAAGGGAGGAAAAUUCUGUAGUCUGUAGUAUGCUUUGUGUUGCUUGCUACUGUUCUCUGGCCCAGUUACAUCUAAGGCAGUACCUGAAAUUACUUUGAAACCCUGCAGGUCUGUUACAGCGUAGCUUCUCUUUGUUGCGCUUAACUUGUAGUGAUACUUUGUGAUAGUAACUAAAGUGGGGAUUUUCUUCUGGUCUAAGAAAGAGAUACAUGAAGGCUGCUUUGUGUGUUAAAAAUUAUUGUAUAGUUCUUACCUGUCCUUACCUGUCCUUAUUACUCAAAUUUUUCAUUCAUGUGUAUGACCACUGCAAGCAGUAAUGUCAUAGUGAUGUGUGUAUUGUCUGUUUUAAAGUCUGAAGCAUUUGCAUCACUGUCUUUUUGUUGGUUUGUAAUGAAAGAAGAUUGGAGUUCAUGUACUUUUAGAGGGGGGAGAAAAGAAUCCAAAGUGUGAUAAUUGCAUCAUAAUGGUAAAACGGUCUUUAGGAUGUGAAUUCUGAAUAAUGAACUGAGUCAUAUUAUGGGUCCCACUUGCCACUUGUAUUUUCCAUUUUAUAGCAAUCAGUUAUUGCCUUUGGUGUUAUCAUAAGUUUAAACGUGAAAAUUUGAUUUAGUGGCAUAAAUGCUGAGAUCUGUAAAUGGCUAAAAUCAUGUCAAUCAGUAGGCACUUAGUUCAGAGAGAUGCAGUUUUCUCACUAGAGAUUGGAGUGUGAAGAGUUGAAAUAUGUAGAUAUCGUUGUGUUAGUGCCUAAAGAGAAUCUAAAAUUUAAUUUUGUUUGCUAAUAUGUAAACAGAACAGAAGCUUUCAGCUUGUACUUUAGGUUUAUUUUUAUAUGUUGAAAAGUGUAAUUGAAAUUAUAUUGAAAACUAAAAGCACAAAAGGGGAUUUUUUUAUGUAUGAGAAUCAUACUUUCAAUUGUUUAAUUUUAGACUUUUAAAAAAUGUCAUUGCAUGUAGUAUUUAUUUUUAUCAAGAAUGCCUUGUUUGUAACUAAGUUCUGUUGCAGGAUCUGAGCAUGUUAGUGUGUGGCUUUCUUCUGUAUUCUCUUCAAUGGACAACAGCUUAAUAAACUUGUCUGACAAUAUACAGAGGCAGCUACUUUCCAGCUGGUUUGAGGAGAUGAAGCUGUUUACACAUCGAUUAUGUAUUGUUCAAAUAAAUGCCACAGUUGAGAAGCUAUCUACAAACUUCAGUUUCAGUAUUUUCUGAACACAUGAACUCUUACUAUGCAAGAGGGAAACAUUUUUUUUAAAAAUUGUCAUGACAGUCAAUUUUAAGAUUAUUGAGCUUAAUAGAGGAGAACAUGGACAGCAAAAGUGAGUUUUUAGCUGUUUACAUAUUUUAUUCUAGAAAGCUUCAGCUUACACUUUUUUUUUAUUUUGUUGCAUUUUUUGUGUUCAUCUAGUGCCAAAUCUGAGAUUAGAGGGUCUUGUUGUACAAAAUGUGUUCUGUACUAAUCUUUAUAAUGAAAUUAUUCUUCUCACAUUGAAGAAGUUACAUGCGUCAUCUUUGGCCUAAAAGAUGUAUCAGCAAUGGUAAAAGAGUAAUUUUAUCUUCCUUUCACUCAGUUCUUCGUGUCACUAAUGAGGCUGUCAGUUAAGUAGCUUUCUUAGAAGAAGUUGUAGCUCUACUCCUUCCCUAGUGCAAAGAUUUAGAACUACUGCUGCACUGAUGAGUAAAUCAUGGGCAACUUAGAAAUUGCUACUUUGAAAAGCCAUCACUUGCGUAAUAUAAUUUAGUCAAAGGAAUGAGUGAUCCACUCCAGAAACACCAGGAGACUAAUUUAAUGUUCACAAUUUAUGUAUCCUGCCAGUACAUCCUUUCUGGUAUUUUCCCUACUGAUAUGGGAGCUGUGUCUCCUUUGCUACACACAAAUCACACUUAUCACUGUCUGGGUUCAGAUAUACCUGGGGAACCUGAGCACCCCAGCAGCAAAAGUAUUAUUUCCCUUCUCUAAGUUCGAUAUUUCUAGUAAUAAUGUAGGUAUUCUAAGUUUAAUUAAUAGGUAACCAAACUUGUGCUAUGUUGGUAGAGUAUAUUUUUGCAUUAAUGAAGCAACUAUGAAAUGGUACAUAUAAAGAAAUGUUAAAUGUUCUUAUGUAGUUGUUAUUUUCAUAAAUAAACAAUGUUCCAAAGUUUUAA